Peromyscus californicus insignis is the source of this 5541-nucleotide messenger RNA. RefSeq names its product glutamate receptor interacting protein 1 (gene Grip1). The transcript is spliced from 26 exons. Lineage: Eukaryota; Metazoa; Chordata; Mammalia; Rodentia; Cricetidae. Bases 223 to 3795 code for a protein of 1190 amino acids. Gene Ontology annotation, molecular function: nuclear glucocorticoid receptor binding. The record is from RefSeq and is a predicted model, not a curated record. Gene Ontology annotation, biological process: neurotransmitter receptor transport, endosome to postsynaptic membrane.
GGGGCACCUGCACUGUCUGGAAUGCACAGCCUUAGCCCCGAAACAGAAUGCAUUGCACAGUGCUUAGUGUUAGAUUUAUGGAAUGGCUCCUCUCCCAGCCUGGUCCCCGCUCUUCUCCUAUCUGGUGCUUUGUUGCUAUCGAAACACAGCUUUACUUUCUAAGCCAUUGUGAUGGAGCAAGGGGGAGGAGGCUGUGACGGGCAGCGGUGGUAGUAGUCGUGAAUGACACAGCUUUGCCAGAUGACAUGUAGCGGACCUCUGCAUCAGCCAAGAGGAAUUAAGCUUUGUCUCUCCCUACUGGGACUACCUUUCUCCUGGUAUGUGCGCAAGGAAUUCAUAUGCUGCUGCUCGCCGCCGCAGCCACCAGAGCAGAGCCCCGAGUACACUUUGCCUGAGAAGCAGGGCGCAAGAAUGAUAGCUGUCUCCUUUAAAUGCCGCUGUCAGAUUCUAAGGCGACUUACCAAAGAUGAGAGUCCCUACACUAAAUCUGCCAGCCAGACAAAGCCGCCUGACGGAGCAUUGGCUGUGAGGAGACAGAGCAUCCCAGAAGAGUUCAAGGGCUCCACCGUGGUGGAGCUGAUGAAGAAGGAGGGCACCACGCUCGGGUUGACGGUAUCAGGAGGAAUCGACAAGGAUGGCAGGCCAAGAGUGUCCAACCUGCGGCAGGGAGGAAUUGCUGCCAGAAGUGACCAGCUGGAUGUGGGCGACUACAUCAAAGCCGUGAAUGGAAUCAACCUGGCCAAAUUCCGCCAUGACGAGAUCAUCAGCUUGCUGAAAAAUGUUGGGGAAAGAGUUGUCCUGGAAGUGGAGUAUGAGCUCCCACCAGUCUCUGUACAAGGGUCGAGUGUUAUGUUCCGAACAGUGGAGGUCACUUUGCACAAGGAAGGCAACACCUUCGGCUUUGUCAUUCGAGGGGGAGCACACGAUGACAGAAAUAAGUCUCGUCCAGUUGUGAUAACCUGUGUUCGUCCCGGAGGGCCUGCUGACAGAGAGGGCACCAUCAAACCUGGAGACAGGUUGCUCAGUGUGGAUGGAAUUCGGCUUCUUGGAACCACCCAUGCUGAGGCCAUGAGCAUUCUUAAACAGUGUGGACAAGAGGCGACGCUCCUGAUAGAAUACGAUGUCUCCGUGAUGGAUUCUGUGGCAACAGCAUCCGGGCCACUACUAGUUGAAGUUGCCAAAACUCCUGGCGCCAGCCUUGGGGUUGCCCUAACUACCUCAGUGUGCUGUAACAAACAGGUCAUCGUCAUAGACAAAAUCAAAUCUGCAAGUAUUGCAGACAGAUGUGGGGCGCUACAUGUGGGCGACCAUAUCCUCUCCAUUGACAGCACGAGCAUGGAGUACUGUACGCUCGCAGAAGCGACCCAGUUCCUGGCCAACACCACUGACCAGGUCAAGCUGGAGAUUCUCCCGCACCAUCAGACCCGCCUGGCCCUGAAGGGACCUGACCACGUGAAAAUUCAAAGGAGCAGCAGACAACUUCCCUGGGAUUCCUGGGCCAGCAACCCGAGCAGCCUUCACACCAACCAUCACCAUAAUCCGUACCACCCAGACCAUUGCAGAGUGCCGGCCCUGACUUUCCCGAAAGUGCCUCCUCCAAACAGUCCUCCGGCGAUGGUGUCCUCAUCUUCUCCUACCUCCAUGAGUGCGUACAGCCUGAGUUCCCUGAACAUGGGGACUUUACCUCGAAGCCUCUACUCCACUAGCCCACGAGGAACCAUGAUGAGGAGGAGGCUGAAAAAGAAAGACUUCAAAAGCUCACUGUCUUUAGCCUCUAGCACUGUGGGAUUGGCUGGACAGGUGGUUCACACGGAAACCACGGAGGUUGUGCUGACGGCUGAUCCUGUCACGGGCUUUGGAAUCCAACUGCAGGGCAGCGUGUUUGCCACAGAGACGCUCUCCUCGCCGCCUCUGAUUUCCUAUAUUGAAGCUGACAGCCCAGCAGAGAGAUGUGGGGUGCUGCAGAUUGGAGACAGAGUCAUGGCCAUUAACGGAAUUCCGACGGAAGACAGUACCUUCGAGGAAGCCAAUCAGCUCCUGCGAGACUCUUCCAUCACAAGCAAAGUCACACUGGAAAUUGAGUUUGAUGUUGCAGAGUCUGUCAUCCCAAGUAGUGGAACAUUUCACGUAAAACUGCCUAAGAAGCACAGCGUGGAGCUUGGAAUAACCAUCAGUUCACCAUCCAGUAGAAAACCUGGCGACCCUCUUGUCAUUUCAGAUAUCAAGAAGGGCAGUGUGGCACACAGAACUGGAACGCUGGAACUUGGAGAUAAGUUGCUUGCGAUAGAUAACAUCCGGCUGGACAACUGUUCCAUGGAAGACGCAGUCCAGAUCCUCCAGCAGUGUGAAGACCUGGUGAAGCUCAAAAUCCGCAAGGAUGAAGAUAACUCAGAUGAGCAAGAAAGUUCCGGAGCGAUUAUUUAUACAGUGGAGCUGAAGCGCUAUGGGGGGCCCCUUGGCAUCACAAUUUCAGGAACUGAAGAGCCCUUUGAUCCUAUAAUCAUCUCAAGCCUCACUAAAGGGGGAUUAGCUGAAAGGACUGGAGCGAUCCACAUCGGAGAUCGAAUCCUAGCCAUCAAUAGCAGCAGCUUGAAGGGAAAGCCUCUGAGUGAAGCCAUCCACUUGCUACAGAUGGCAGGAGAGACUGUCACCCUGAAAAUUAAGAAACAGACAGAUGCCCAAUCAGCAUCAAGUCCCAAGAAGUUCCCCAUCCCCAGCCACUCGAGUGACCUGGGAGAUGGUGAAGAGGACUCCUCCCCAAUACAGAAGCCUGGCAAGCUCUCUGAUGUGUACCCCUCCACGGUGCCCAGCGUGGACAGUGCUGUGGACUCCUGGGAUGGGUCUGGAAUUGAUGCCAGCUAUGGGAGUCAAGGCUCCACUUUUCAGACUUCAGGAUACAGUUUCAACACCUAUGAUUGGAGGAGUCCAAAACAAAGAGGCAGCCUGUCCCCAGUCCCCAAGCCUCGAAGCCAGACUUAUCCAGACGCGGGGCUGAGUAAUGAAGACUGGGAUCGGUCCACAGCCAGCGGCUUCGCAGGGGCCUCUGACAGUGCAGAGGCUGAACAAGAGGAAAACUUCUGGUCUCAAGCACUGGAGGACCUGGAGACCUGCGGCCAGUCGGGGAUCCUGAGAGAGCUUGAGGAGAAAGCUGACAGGCGUGUGUCAUUGAGAAACAUGACUCUCUUGGCAACAAUCAUGUCGGGGAGCACCAUGAGUUUGAAUCAUGAGGCUCCAACGGCUCGCAGUCAGCUGGGGCGGCAGGCCAGCUUCCAGGAACGGAGCAGUUCACGGCCACACUACAGCCAAACAACUCGCAGCAACACCCUGCCCUCAGACGUGGGCAGGAAGUCGGUAACCCUGAGGAAAAUGAAGCAAGAAAUGAAGGAGAUCAUGUCCCCAACUCCCGUGGAGCUUCACAAGGUGACCUUAUAUAAGGACUCCGGCAUGGAGGACUUCGGGUUCAGUGUGGCAGACGGCCUGCUGGAGAAAGGGGUGUAUGUCAAAAAUAUCCGCCCAGCCGGGCCAGGUGAUCUCGGCGGCUUGAAGCCCUAUGACAGGCUCUUACAGGUUAACCACGUCCGGACCAGGGAUUUUGACUGCUGUCUGGUAGUGCCGCUCAUAGCCGAAUCGGGCAACAAGCUGGACCUGGUCAUUAGCAGAAACCCACUGGCCUCCCAGAAGUCAAUAGAGCAGCAGGCUCUGCCAGGAGACUGGAGCGAACAGAACAGCGCUUUCUUCCAACAGCCCAGCCACGGGAUUCCCGUAGAGGCCAUAUACUUUUGGCAAAGCCUGUGAGAAAGACCAUCAUCCCCUUCCACGAGCAAACUUUGGGCUGAUGUCAUCAGGCAAGGACGUGAGCCAGCACACCACAGUCCCCAAGUUCACGCUUACGUUCACAGAUCUGCAAUACUGGUCUUGGUCAAAGUAGAAAGGCUCCAGCAGACUCAGGCCUGGGGCUGAGUAACACUGCCAUUUUCUCUUUGUACCACCACACGAAAUCAUAACCCUCACCCAAUGUCGGUGAGAAGAAAUAUAACUCAAGAAAUUUUUUUUUGAAGGCUCUUUCUUUAGAAUUGUCCCUUUAUCGCACUGGUCAAAAAGCCUCGCUUCAGGGCUUUUGCAAGGCUACUUUCACGAGGGGGGGGGUCACACUAAGAUGGAAAUGUCAUAUCAAAUGUCAUAUCUGCACCGGGGUAUAGAAUGAGGCUUAGAAUCACCAUGGAUACUUCUAUUGCCAUGGAAGAAAAAGGACAGUCUGUUUCCCCACAAAACAUGUCGCUAAUACUAAUUCUGAUUAGUGAUACCUGGCUCCACCCUACGCCCAGGCCAAACACAUAUGUGCCAUUCUUGGCUCAACCCCAGCCGUACCUCACUCAUCUUCGGGACCCAUCAGCUCAGCCCCUUAGCAUCUCUCCUCCUUCCCUGUUGUAAGCACCUGACUUUUAGACCAAUCACCGUCCAUACCCAGGGUUUCUUUAUGCUAGGAACUUACGAUUUCUCCCCUAAUCACCAUCCAUUACAUCAAGGUCAAGGUCACCUCCUUAAAUUUCAACUCACAAGCACUUACAAUGUUCCUAGGGAUCUCCACUCCAAUCAGAAUGGACAGUCUCUUCAGAAGACUCUCUGUCCAUCCGUCCUGACUGCCCUGUGUCUGCAGCCCUACCUCUCAACUGCAUACCGAGCUCUCCCAGUCAUCUGCCGUCACCUCACAGUUAAACUCUUUGACAGGCAGACUCUUAGAGACCGUUAUAUGCCCCGUACCUUCUUCAGGCAGUGGUCAUGAGUAUCACCCUUUAGAACCUGGGCAGGUUCAUUAGCACUUUCGUCUCAACUGAACCCCACCUAGCAAAUCUGUAGCAGGUACAUUAAUCAACCGACCGGUAAGCGUCUCUUGGAACCAUCUCUAAGCGGAGCAACUAUUACCGCCUGCCAGGGGAAGACGCGUGAUUUCCUCAAACAAGGUCAUCUUGUGUCUCUUUCCUCUCAGUAAAUGGCUCUGCUCUUGCCCAAACUGUUUCAGCCAGAAGGCAGGGAAUCAUUCAGGAUUAUCCCCUUUUGCCUUCUCCCAUCUAGUCACCCUGUUGACAGCUACAUCUCCAAAAUAUAAAAGUCAAAAGGAAGAGAUGAAUAAAAAAAUUAAUUGAUUCCCUUAGUGAAUUGGUCAAUAAAAACAGUUGACUGACUGAAGCCAAAAGGUGACAGCGAGAAAUCCCAUGGUGCUGGGAGAGCUAGUCUAGACCGAGAAGCCUCAAGAGCCCACUUACGGCACAGUGAGUGAGCCUUUACCCAAAGGAACUGAGUGAGCAUCCCAGAGAGUGGAGUAUAUGGGAAGGAUGGUGAGCAGGCAAUGGGAAUAACCAACCAGUUCAUCCCCCAGUGAUGGAUGAGGAAAGAGCUAACACCAAGCGGACACAGAAGAGCAGCUUGGGAAAGAGGUGAGACACCAGCGGUCUUGAGGUCCUGACGGCACAGGGAUACCCUGACAGAAAUAGACAGUCCCGUCCGGGCCCACUGCAGAGGGCAAGGUUUAAAGGAAACAUG